Molecule: messenger RNA, 1505 nt
Organism: Ruditapes philippinarum (Manila clam)
Lineage: Eukaryota; Metazoa; Mollusca; Bivalvia; Venerida; Veneridae
Product: solute carrier family 22 member 4-like
Exons: 8
Coding region: 18-1505 (495 amino acids)
Biological process (GO): transmembrane transport
Cellular component (GO): membrane
Molecular function (GO): transmembrane transporter activity
Source: RefSeq, a predicted model, not a curated record
UGGGGGGUGAGGAUAAAAUGAUUGGAAAUAAUAUGACGUCAUGUCAUGCUGACGUUAACGGGACAUCCUUUGAUUUCUGUCCGAAGAAAGCGUGUAAUAUAAACGGAACGGCGUGUUCCAGAGUGAAUUUUGAUAGAAGCCUUACGACAGUGGCCACUGAGUUCAAUCUGGUUUGUGCCCUAGACUUCAUUCCAAGUACAAUAAAUUCAGUACAAAUUGCUGGUACCCUUGUUGGCAAUAUUGCUGCAGGACAAAUUGCUGAUUUAAUUGGGCGAAAACCACCGUUUUUUGCAUCAAUUCUUCUUAUUUUCUCAUUUAAUAUUGUCGGCUAUUUUUCAACAAGUUGGCAAGUAUUUGCAGUUGCACGAUUUUUCCUUGGCAUGGGCGGUGGUUUCUUUCUGACGACACAAUAUUGUUUCCUUUCGGAAUUUUCUCUGGCACGUUGGCGUGUUUGGAUAGUGGGGUUCCCUUCAUGGCCUAUUCAGUCAAGUGUGUUGUCCCUGUUGGCAUGGCUGUUACAUGACUGGCGAUACAUACAACUAAUGACGGCUCUUUGUGCUAUUCCAUGUCUUCUUGCAUGGUUUGCAUUGCCUGAAAGUUUCCGUUGGUACAUAGCCCAUGAUAAACCAGAGAAGGCUGCUCAAAUCAUUACACGCAUAGCCAAAUAUAACAAGCAUGAAGAAUUCGAUAUAGACAAAGUUCUAGAUAACCAGGAAGAGCAGGAAGAUCAGAAAUACACAGUGUUACAUUUGUUCAAAUCAAGAUACUUGACAAAAAUAACGAUUCUUCUGUCAUUCAGCUGGAUUGCUCUUGGUGUUGUGUCAUAUGGGAUUUCAUUUGGGAUCCAGGAACUUUCUGGAAGCAUUUAUUUAAAUGUUUUCCUAUUUAGUAUUGUUGGUAUUCCCAGCAAAUCAGUUGCGCUCUGGCUUCAAAACAGGUUUGGUCGAAGAGCGACAUCGGUUUUAUGUUUUAUAGUUGUUGCUGUAGGCGGAUCUGUUGUAGGAUUUGUACAGACGUUUAAUGCACCGCACAAGGACGAACUUACCAAUGGGUUUGCAUUGGUAGCCAACAUGGGUAUAUCUAUGGCAUGGGGACCAAUACAGACGAUGACCAUUGAGCUGUAUCCGACAGUAAUCAGAAAUAUCGGUUUCGGCUCACUAAGCGUCACAGGACGAAUAGGUGCUAUACUGGGACCUCAGUUAGUUUAUUUGAAUACUUACACACCAGGAUUAUUGUAUUUCUGUUGCGCAGGAAUAUCUGUCGUUUGUAUAAUCGGACUACUUUUCUUGCCAGAGACUAUGAACCAAAAUUUAAAUGAUAAGAUCAACGAAGAAAAUAGAAUAGAGAUGGAGGGUGACAUUGCCAAAGAAAAGUCCACGGAAUGGCUGGACAAUGUGAAUGGAUAUACAACACAAAGCGGCAAGAAAGUGUUUACAGUUACUAUGGCUGAUACAUCAGAUACAAUUCACUCUACUGAAAACAUUAUAUUUUCGACACAGUUGUAA